AUGCAAUACAUCACCUCGUCGAUGGGACUGGAUCUAAUACGGAUUUUCUUUUACAGGGGUCGCCACCUGAGCUACCAGCGUGGAAAGCGUAACACCAACCCCAACACCAGCUUGGUCAAGAUUGAGGGUGUCGAGGACCCCAAGGCCGCCAGCUUCUACCUGGGCAAGAAGGUCGCUUUCGUUUACCGGGCCAAGCGUGAGGUCCGCGGCUCCAACAUCCGGGUGAUCUGGGGCAAGGUCACCCGCCCUCACGGCAACUCCGGUGUUGUGCGCGCCAAGUUCCGCUCCAACCCUCCCCCCAAGUCCUUCGGUGCCACCGUCCGCGUCAUGCUCUACCCCUCUACCAUCUAA
Messenger RNA from Penicillium macrosclerotiorum, 351 nucleotides. Its product is annotated as 60S ribosomal protein eL33. NCBI's taxonomy places the organism in Eukaryota, Fungi, Ascomycota, Eurotiomycetes, Eurotiales, Aspergillaceae. The transcript is spliced from 3 exons. Gene Ontology annotation, molecular function: structural constituent of ribosome. The record is from RefSeq and is a predicted model, not a curated record. Gene Ontology annotation, cellular component: cytosolic large ribosomal subunit; ribosome. Gene Ontology annotation, biological process: ribosomal large subunit biogenesis; cytoplasmic translation. The coding region runs from base 1 to 351 and encodes 116 amino acids.